CAUAUAUCAUAAUUCAUAAAUUUACAACUGCAAGUCCAUGGCGUUGGGUUUGAGGCGUCGAACAAUUUUAGUUCUCAAUUCAUAGUUGUAGCGAAUAUAUAUAUUUAAGUUGUUUUACUUUUAUUUGAUAUGUACAUAGAUAUAGUUUUGGAAGUCUAGACUAACGCUAGGAUCUAUUUCGUUUGCACUAUUUAAGAAACAACAGCAAGAUGAAUGAUGAAAAUGCAGAGAUUGACUGGGGUAAUGAGAGGUUAAGCCGAGCCCAACGCGCGGUUGAAGCGAACACGUAUGAUGUUGAUUCGUGGUCUCUCUUGAUACGCGAAGCCCAAACCCGGCCUAUAAAUGAGGUCAGAACGAUGUAUGAGAAGCUCAUUACAGCUUUCCCAACAACAGGGAGGUAUUGGAAGAUUUAUAUCGAACAGGAGAUGAAAGCGAGAAAUUUUGAGAAGGUCGAAAAGUUGUUUCAGAGGUGUCUCAUGAAGAUUCUAAACAUUGAACUGUGGAGGCUAUACCUAAACUACGUUAAGGAGACCAAGUGCAUGUUGCCGACAUACAAAGAGAAAAUGGCGCAGGCCUACGACUUCGCGUUGGACAAAAUAGGUCUGGACAUACACGCGUACCCUAUAUGGAACGAUUACGUAACAUUCUUGAAGGCUGUCGAGGCUGUUGGCUCUUACGCUGAGAACCAGAAGAUAUCAGCCGUUAGGAAGGUAUACCAGAGGGCGGUCAUUACCCCGAUAAUAGGUAUUGAGACGCUGUGGAAAGACUACAUCGCUUUCGAACAAGGAAUCAACACUAUCAUAGCUGAGCGUAUGGCUAUGGAGCGAUCACGGGAAUAUAUGAACGCGAGGAGAGUAGCCAAAGAAUUGGAGACGGUCACCAGGGGCUUGAAUAGGAACAUGCCCGCCACCCCGCCCACCGCAGACAGGGAGGAGAUGAAGCAGGUGGAGUUGUGGAAGAAGUACAUAUCCUGGGAGCGCUCCAACCCUCUCAGGUCGGAGGAUACCGCUCUCGUGGCCAGGCGGGUGAUGUUCGCUAUAGAACAGUGUCUGCUAUGUCUGGCCCACCACCCGGAUGUAUGGCAUCAGGCGGCGCAGUUCCUCGACCAUUCAUCUAAAUUACUGCAAGAAAAGGGGGAUUCGACAGCCGCCCGUCUGUUCUCCGAGGAGGCCGGUGCCGUUUACGAGAGAGCCACAUCCGGUCCGCUCAAACAUUCCACCUUACUGCACUUCGCUCACGCCGACUAUGAGGAGAGUCGGCUGCAUUACAACAAGGUACACCAGGUAUACACUCGCUAUCUGGAUAUGGCGGACAUCGAACCCACGCUGGCCUACGUUCAAUAUAUGAAGUUUGCGAGACGAGCUGAAGGUAUCAAGUCGGCUAGGACGGUGUUCAAACGAGCCAGGGAAGACCCGAGAUCCCGUUACCACGUGUUCGUGGCGGCCGCCCUCAUGGAGUACUACUGCUCCAAAGACAAGAACAUUGCUUUCAGGAUAUUUGAGUUAGGCCUCAAGAAGUUCUCCCACAUUCCGGAGUAUGUGUUGUGCUACAUCGACUACCUGUCACAUUUGAACGAGGAUAACAACACCCGCGUGUUGUUCGAGCGCGUCCUGUCAUCUGGAUGUCUGAAGCCGGAGAGUUCUGUUGAUAUCUGGAAUAGAUUCCUGGAAUUUGAAUCCAAUAUUGGGGACCUCGUCAGUAUAGUGAAGGUUGAGAAACGGAGGCAGGCGGUUCUGGAAAAGAUCAAAGAGUUUGAGGGUAAGGAGACGGCUCAGCUCGUGGACAGAUACAAGUUCCUGGAUCUCUACCCCUGUACUAUAGCUGAACUCAAGUCCAUAGGAUACACAGAGGUAGCAUCAAUGUCUAACAAGUCCUGGGCUCUCGGAGGACCGCUUGCUGGCAUCUCACCAGAAUUGGCCGCUGUGAUACUAGGACAGAAAGACAAUGAUCCGAACAAGGACAUAGUUCGUCCAGACACAAGUCAAAUGAUACCCUACAAGCCAAAAUCCAACCCACUGCCCGGAGAGCAUCCCAUACCGGGCGGUUCCUUCCCGCUGCCUCCCGCGGCCGCCGCCCUGUGCACGGCGAUGCCUCCCCCCUCCAGCUACAGAGGACCCUUCGUGGCGGUGGACAUGCUGAUAGCACUCUUCAACAGGAUCACACUACCCGACAAACCCGCUGCCCCGACCAAUGAGAACGGCUGUGACACCAAACUGUUUGAGCUGGCUCGCUCCGUCCACUGGAUCAUGGACGAUGACACCACCAAGAAUAAUACGGCUCGCAGAAGGAAGCUGGGUUCGGACUCGGAUGACGACGAGCUGGGCGCGCCGCCGCCUCUCAACGACGUCUACAGACAGCGACAACAGAAGAGAGUCAAGUGAACUAUAUAUAUAAUGAUUUUUAAUA
Danaus plexippus (monarch butterfly) is the source of this 2406-nucleotide messenger RNA. It is a transcript of the gene su(f), whose product is annotated as protein suppressor of forked. The record is from RefSeq and is a predicted model, not a curated record. The transcript is spliced from 18 exons. Gene Ontology annotation, molecular function: protein binding; mRNA binding. Bases 210 to 2381 code for a protein of 723 amino acids. NCBI's taxonomy places the organism in Eukaryota, Metazoa, Arthropoda, Insecta, Lepidoptera, Nymphalidae. Gene Ontology annotation, cellular component: nucleus. Gene Ontology annotation, biological process: mRNA 3'-end processing.